Messenger RNA from Triticum turgidum subsp. durum (durum wheat), 627 nucleotides. NCBI's taxonomy places the organism in Eukaryota, Viridiplantae, Streptophyta, Magnoliopsida, Poales, Poaceae. The record is from the annotation of a GenBank genome assembly.
AUGGAGCCCAAGCUACAACAACAUACAAGUGACGAACCAAGUAAGCUAUCAUACCAAUUGAUAAAGCAGAUUACAAAUGAUUUCGAUGAGAAAAGACUACUUGGGAGUGGUGGAUUUGGAACAGUUUACAAGGGUGUACAUGAAAGUCAAGGAGAGAUUGCCGUGAAGGUACUACGACAUACCAUUUUGGGAUUAGAUGACAAGGAAUUUCAUAAAGAGUUCAACAAUCUCAGGGGGCUCAAGCAUCAAAAUAUUGUGAAGUUAAUUGGAUUCUGCCAAGAAUCAGAGGAAGAACUUGCAGAGUUUGAUGGAAAACAAGUUAGCGCAACACAUAUACAUAGGGCACUUUGCUUUGAGUAUGUACACAAUGGUAGCUUAAACAAGCAUAUUUCUGAUGAAAAUAAAGGAUUUAACUGGCACAUACGUUACAAAAUAAUCAAAGGGAUUUGUGAAGGUCUAAAAUAUCUUCGCGAGGGAUUGGAGCAUCCUAUAAUGCAUUUUGACUUAAAACCUGAUAAUAUAUUAUUAGAUAAGAAUAUGGUGCCGAAAGUCGCAGAUUUUGGUUUAUCAAAGCUCUUCGGUGAAGAAAACACACAAAAAACGAUGAGUUCCGUUGGUACAUGGUAA